Morone saxatilis (striped sea-bass) is the source of this 1912-nucleotide messenger RNA. RefSeq names its product transforming growth factor, alpha (gene tgfa). Lineage: Eukaryota; Metazoa; Chordata; Actinopteri; Moronidae. Bases 125 to 889 code for a protein of 254 amino acids. The transcript is spliced from 7 exons. The record is from RefSeq and is a predicted model, not a curated record. Gene Ontology annotation, biological process: epidermal growth factor receptor signaling pathway; positive regulation of cell population proliferation; positive regulation of mitotic nuclear division.
UUCCUGUGUUGCUGCUGCUCGCCCUGCAGCCUGCUGCAACACUAAUGACUAAUGUGGUUUCUUAACACACGGCCGCAUUUCAGUGAAGCUGCCCCUCAACUAGUUUAGACUACAAGUCGUCAAGAUGACUCGGAUCUUCUGGGAUACACUCUUUCUCAUAAGCGGUUCCCUCUUUACAUUUGGAGCAGGGCCGAGCAAUUCAACAAUUAUUGAAGCCAGCAUUUCCAUCAAUUCGAACUCCACUGCUGCUCCGAACACCUCGACAACCACCUCUGCAGCAAACGGCAGCAGAAGCACAACGGCUGCAACAGUUAUUCCAACUACUGCAACCAACAUCCCUCCAGUUAAAACUUCCCUCUUUACAUUUGGAGCAGAGCUGAGCAAUUCAACUAUCACUGAAGCCAGCAUUUCCAUCAGUACAAACUCCACUGCUGCUCCGAACUCCUCAACAAGCCGCUCUGCAACAAGAGGCACAACUACUACAACCACUGCGACUACUACAACUAUCAUCCCUCCAGUUAAAAAGUUUGUGGCAGCGGCUGUUCGGUCUCACUUUGACGACUGUCCAGACUCCCACCGCCAUUUCUGCUUCCAUGGCACGUGUCGCUUCCUGAUUUUAGAGGAGACACCUGCAUGUGUGUGUCAUGCAGGCUUUGUCGGGAUGAGGUGUGAGCAUGCAGACCUGCUCGCUGUAGUAGCAACUAAUCACAGACAACAGACCGUUGCCACAGUGCUGGUGUUGUGUGUGAUUGGGUGUGUUCUCAUCAUGGUGUUGUGUACACUGUUACAUUGCUGGUGGAGGCAGGACUGUCGCAGGAGGAGACACGCACAUCACUACAUCCCAGAGAAGCACGGAGCAUCCUGCUAUCCUUCUGAGAGUGUGGUUUGAGAAGACAUCUUGCUGGAACAUGAGCUGAUUGCAUCACGGCGUGUUUAGUUUUCCUCGUCUUGUCCGGCCCACAAACCCUCAGGAUUGCAUUCAAAGAGGUACUCACAUGUUCUGAUCAAGCAGACCUGGCCAGAGGCGAAGAAGCACCAUCUUCAGUGUGGCUAAGGUAGGCCUGCUCGAUGUGGGAGGUUAAAUGCUCCAUGACAUUUUUUUUUUUUCCCCCACUGACUGCGACCUUUGACCUGAAACACCGUAGGAACAUGUUUACUUCACUAUUUGAUUUUGUGGAAAUACCUGCAGAACUACAACAGUCUGUUAGAAGCUCUGAGGAUGAAGCUGCUGCCAAAUCCUACAUGGGAAGAGCUCUGCGUGUCCUGAUUACUGUUUAUGGCUGGCCUAGAGGACACGAGAAAUGAUCUAGAAGGCCAUUAAUCGUCCUGUGUGGAUGUUGAAUAGGAACACUGUUUAUUUUGGGCUGUGGGACAACAAUCAUUGAAUUAACCUAAGUCAGAAGACCCCAAUUCCUAUUUUUGUCUUUUAAUAACUUUGCACACAUUUCAUCAGAACUCUACAAGCACAGAGGACAUUUUUAAGAAAUUCUGGUGGGGGGGAAAACUGAUGCUUUAAAGAAGUUUUAGUAUCUGUUUUUAAAGAAGGAACUCACUUCACCUGACAGGAGUAGGAAUUGUUUAAUGGACUGACUGCUGUUGUAUUAAAAAAACCCUGGACUUCAAUCUGUAACUGUACACAAAUAUGGUUGUGAGAAAACAAUCAUCCAGGUAUUUUUUUCAAAUGAUUUGACCCCAGUAUUGCUACUGAAGCUGAAAUAUUUCAGUUUUAUUUUUAAUUCCUGAGCUGUUACUUGAACACGUUCAUGCAUCAGAGGUUUUUGAUUUGCAGGCUAUAACUUUAAAGACACAUGCACAUCCUGGGAGGCCACAUUAUUAUUAUUAUUAUUAUUAUUAUUAUUAUUAUUAUUAUGGUCCUAUUGUAUUGUUGCACUUUUCUGCAAGCUUGCUCAUU